Messenger RNA from Glossina fuscipes, 1791 nucleotides. RefSeq lists its product as uncharacterized. Bases 1 to 1791 code for a protein of 596 amino acids. The record is from RefSeq and is a predicted model, not a curated record. The transcript has 8 exons. Lineage: Eukaryota; Metazoa; Arthropoda; Insecta; Diptera; Glossinidae.
AUGAGCACUGGAAAUCUGGGAAAAAAUUUGCAUGUAGAUGUAUCACAGAGGCCAGCUUAUACAUCACGACCUGCAAUGUCUCAUGGUCUUCUUGGUGCGCAAUAUGUAACGCAACACAUGAUGAUUGACGAUAAUUGGAGUAUUCAGCAAUUGAUCGAUCAAUUCGAUGAUGUAAAAAGAGUGAUGAAAACCCAUGAAACAAUUAAACAGAUACAGAAGAGAGCCGUAACAUUUCGGGUAGAUAAAGUAAUCAGAAAGUUGCGGACUCAAGUGCACAAUGGUCGCCUCUUGUUAAAUCUUCAUAGAUAUCAUACUAAUAAACAAGUAAUGCAGUAUUUAGAAGGUGAUAAAGCAAAAACUCGUCUUUAUCAAAAACUACCACUGCAUGAGAUCAGUGAAUCAAUUGAUCACCAGACUUUUGUCAUGCGGAAAGAACAUGAUCGUUUAAUGUUUCGGAAAGAAAAGUUAGAAGAAAAAUUACAUACGUUACUGUAUGAAAAAGCUACAUUAGAAAAUCACACAUUGUUUCAAACAUAUUAUGAAAUUGAAGAGGGGAAAAAGAAGGCAGCAUUUAAGAAGAAACUUGCAGCUUCUGCGAUCAGAUUGAAAGCGGCGCAAACAAUAAAUUCGACUUAUAAGAAAAUAAUUGAAGUGCUUUUGAAAGAUGCAACCUACUACGACGUAAUAAUUCGGUCAUUGGUAGAUGAUAUUAAAGAUCAAGAUAAUUAUGUUAAUUAUAUACUCGAUGUUGGUAAACCGGCUUUUGCACUGUUCCGUGUCUUAAGCCUUAACUACGUAAAACGACGCGAUAAAGUUCAGAAAACGUUGCGAAAAUUCAAUGAGAGCUUACAGAGGAAUACGAUAAAACUACGAAGAGGAAGUAGUGGAUUUUUGGAAGCAAAUGCUACUAAGAAUUUGGAUGUAUUUAAUAUUAGGGAACGUUACGAACGUUCUUCGCAAAGUAUGCGCGCGAUGGAAAAACACUUGGAGAUAGUUACCAACAUGAUUAGAGACUUAAAAACAGCUACGCUGACUUCAAACUCAACAAAAAUUUAUAAAACGAUAAAGAAUCAACAACCAAUUAAUAGAUUUAUGCAUAAAGAGAUUCAAUUGGAUGACUUGCGAUACAAAACAAUGAUAAUCAAGAAAGAAAUUAACGAAACCGCAAGAGUUAUUAUCUAUCAUAAUUUCAAUGUUCCCCAGAUGAACAUGGGUCGCAAAGCAUGGCUAUUAAAAGCUGCCAUAGAAGGUCAAGAUAUGUACGGAGCCCGGAUCAGUAAGCACAUGAAAGAACGUUCAAAAUUAUUUGUACUGAUACGGUUUACUCUUUUUCAUUUAUUUGAUAUGUUGCGUGUUGUAAACGCACCCAUUCCAAGGCCAAUAUUGAACUAUCCGAACGCGGACUUGGAAUUGCCAUUACUAAGAUUUGAGCAAUCUUUGAUGUUUCGUCCUCCAGCGGCUUUCGAAGAAAAUCUUGAGAGACUGAUGGCUGUUAUUAAAAAAAAAUUAGCCAUUUUGAUGAAAAGAUUUAUCGGACUGAGAUUGAAUGAGAAGACUAUAGAAAAGUUUAAUGUUAUUUAUCGUAAAACUCUUGUGGCAACAAGUAACGUUGAUGAGGAUGAUGAUCUCAUUAUGUUCGAGCCUCAUGGUAAAGGUGAAGAUGUUGAAACAGAGGACGAAGGCGAUUUAGGCAAAAGCUGGGCCAAUGUACCAAACCGUCAAAGAAUUAAACAGAUUAGCGCUAAAGUUCUUGAAGAAAAUCUAAAAAGGCCCUUAGUAGACGAAGACUAA